Messenger RNA from Colossoma macropomum (tambaqui), 1907 nucleotides. Its product is annotated as solute carrier family 13 member 5-like. Gene Ontology annotation, molecular function: transmembrane transporter activity. NCBI's taxonomy places the organism in Eukaryota, Metazoa, Chordata, Actinopteri, Characiformes, Serrasalmidae. The coding region runs from base 6 to 1781 and encodes 591 amino acids. The transcript has 12 exons. Gene Ontology annotation, cellular component: membrane. Gene Ontology annotation, biological process: monoatomic anion transmembrane transport. The record is from RefSeq and is a predicted model, not a curated record.
GGAUUAUGGGGAACUUUGUGAGACGAUUGUGGGAUUAUAGAAAUUUUCUGGUGGCUUUCCUGACACCUCUGCUGCUCCUGCCUUUACCACUCAUUGUCAACACUUCGGAGGCUAAAUGUGGCUUUGUGGUCAUCCUGAUGGCUCUGUACUGGUGUACAGAAUGUGUUCCAUUGGCGGUGACUUCACUGCUCCCCGUUAUCUUCUUCCCCAUGAUGGGCAUCAUGAGGUCUGAACAGGUGUGUCUGCAGUACCUCAGUGAUGCUAACAUUCUUGGCGCUGGUGGGCUGAUAGUGGCCAUAGCUGUGGAGUACUGGAACCUCCAUAAACGCCUCGCCCUGGGCAUACCUCUGCUGCUGGGGGUGAAGCCAGCGCUGCUGAUGGUAGGGUUCAUGAGCAUUACUGCCUUCCUAUCCAUGUGGAUCAGUAACAUGGCGGCCACGGCAAUGAUGCUGCCCAUCGUCCACUCUGUGCUGGAACACCUCAGAGAGAGUGAGUUUCAGGCUGAGGAGCGUGAGCUGCAGAAGAAGAGAGACAGUCAGGCUUUACACAUCACAGAGACCAAGCACAGCACUGAGGAUGCUGUGGAGGAGCAGAACCCUGAAGAACCCUUCAGCACUGAGCAGAGGAGGCUGAAGCAUAAUCAGAAGUAUCAGACACUCAGCAAAGGAAUGAGCUUAUGUGUGUGCUACGCUGCCAGCAUCGGAGGCACAGCCACCCUAACCGGUUCCAUCUCCAACCUCAUCCUCAAAGGCCAGAUGGAAAAACUGUUUCCUGGAAAUGGAGACGUGAUCAACUAUACCAGCUGGUUUAUAUUCUCCUUCCCCAACAUGGUGCUGAUGCUGGCUGUGUCUUGGCUGUGGCUGCAGUUCAUGUACAUUGGCUUCAAUGUGAAGAAAACAUUCGGCUGCAGAAAGGCGAGCAGCAGUGAGAGGGAGGUGUGUGCAGUGAUGAAGAGUGAGUACAGGAAGCUGGGCAGAAUGAGCUUCGCUGAGUGGUGUGUCUUGGUGCUCUUUUUGCUGCUUGUGCUGCUCUGGUUCACACGCGAGCCUGGAUUCUCCACCGGCUGGGCCUCACUGCUCUUCAACCAGGAGAGAAUGUUUGUUACAGACACCACAGUCUCCAUGUUUGUCUGCCUGCUGUUCUUCAUCAUCCCCUCCAAAAUUGAGUGCUCAUAUUGGCAUUCUGGUUCUUUAGACAUAAGUGGUAGGAGGAAAUGGAAGGCUCCCCCAACUCUGCUGCACUGGGAGCUGGUGCAGAGGAAGCUGCCCUGGAACAUCAUGCUGCUGCUAGGAGGUGCCUUUGCACUGGCUAGAGGCUGCGAGGUAUCUGAGCUGUCUUUGUGGCUUGGUCAAACUCUGGAGCCCCUGAAGAACAUCCCACCAGUUGCCCUCUCUUUCCUACUCUGCUUUGUGAUUGCUAUGCUCACUGAAAUCUGCAACAGUGCAGUAAUCAUCACAGUUUUGCUGCCUGUUUUGGCCUCUAUGGCCAGCACUGUUGGUCUGCACCCACUGUACAUCAUGCUCCCGACCACCAUCUCCACAUCCCUCGCAUUCAUGCUCCCAGUGGCCACGCCCACGAAUGCCAUCGCAUUCUCCUACGCCAACCUCAAAAUCAUAGACAUGGUAAAGCCUGGCUUUGUGCUGAACCUGCUAGGGAUCCUCUGCAUCAACUUUGCGGUCCACACUUGGGGCACUGCUAUAUUCCAGCUGAAUGAGAUUCCCCCAUGGGCCAAUGUCACUACCACCCCCACCCCUUCAAUGUUUCCAGCGACUACUCCCUGAGCGCAGGAGAAGAAUGAAAGAGGACAAAACAGUUAACACAGUUUAACAAAGCCGGGGACAAAACGGGGAAAGGUCGAAAACACACAACUGUCUCAUUUUUAUAAGCUGCAGCCAGCCUUGGAGCAG